AUGCCGUGGGCAAAGCCUCAGACCACGAGGGCAACUCCUGUGCCGGAUGCUCGUCCUUCGCAGCGAGGCAAACCGCGACAUCUGCCCUCAGCGACGCCAACACCGACCUUGCCUCGGUGGCUGAAUCCGGCGGGCGCGGAGAAACGAGGUGGCGCAUCCUCUCAGAAGCUUGAGCCAGAGACCGACGCCACCUUGCAUUUUGCACAGCGGGGGCUGGAAGCGACGGCGCCAAUCCCAAAGUUUGAUUGGAUGCCCAAUGUGAAUGAAGCCAGUAAUUCCGGGAACACCAGCAAAGUUUUGGGCCAAGAGGCACUGCAGCCUCCCUCUGUUGAUGAAAUGCGAGGUUUUCUUUCGGUGAUGAUCAACAAACAGAACUCCGAGUGGAACUCCAGACGCUUUGUUCUUUUGGAGCGUCGUGAUCGAGAGAUACAUCGCCAACUUCAGAAGGACGAUGAAGAUGCGGCGAAGCAACAUAGUGAAUCAUCGUGUCCGCUUUGUACCUUGUUGCACUCCCUCCUUGCUGAGUCGAGGGAGGAAUGGAGGGAAGCAUUGUCCUUACGUGUGAACGAAUUGAAACGAGAGGUACGCUACUCAGCCGGUGCGGCAUUGCCAGCGAGGCGUGACGGCAAUGAGGGAGACGAUGUGGAGUGGUCCGUGGCGCAACUUUACAAAACUUUGGUGACUGGUCUCAACAGCACGGCCACGGAGGAAUUACUGACCUCGCGCUUAUUUGGCGGUGAUGUCUCACUUUGUCAUGACAGUAUUGACUCCUUUGGACUGCUGACGGUGUUUCGGGCGCCCAUCCAAGAAUUAUUGGCACGACAUGAGGAGCUUGCCCCAAGUCUCACGAUACUUCGUCGGUCCUUUGCAGCGCUUCAUCCCUCAAACGGAUGCCCAAAGACCAUUAGCCAUACAGAAAUUUCAGCGCAUGAUGCCGAAGAGAACAUUAAUACGUUUUUACAGUUUGCUGAUUCCCCAGGAGCGGUGGCGAAGGCGUUGCGCGGUAGAGUAAGCCCCUCUUUGCGUCGCUUGUUGUACGCACGUGCGCUACAGCUUUCAAUUAUCGUCACAGAUGGGAGUUCACUCUUUGGGGGUCGUGGGGAACUUCAGGUGAAUCGGCAUUGCGAUGGCGUGGAAAGAUUCUUGACCUUCGCCACGAAAAAUGGCCGCGACAAGGUUAGACGUCGCAUUUACCAUAGUUACGCCACGAAGGAGCAGGAGACAACGGCUAAGGUGAUUCAGGCCAUUGUUAAGGUGGAUAAUUUGCAAUCUGUGGGUAACAGCGAUAAAUAUUUCAUCUUCUCGGACGAGACGGAGGUACUCGUCGUCUCUCUCCUCAUGGAUAGGAGUUUGCCAGAGAUGCAUAUGAAAAACACGUUGCGUCUGAUGGGUCGCUCGUCUGAACAGAUUGAGUCUUAUUUGGUAUUUCUAGAGGAAAAUAAUGAGGAAACUGGGCCACGGCAGCGAAGGCCACCGCCCUCGGGUUUUUUCCCCGUUCGUUGCUUUUCACUACUUGUCGCACCGGUGUGUUACAUCACCGGCGAUACGGUGGAGCAGUACGAACUCGUUUCAUCGCUUUUUGGACAACUCUGGGGUCGUAUUCAGGGCCCCACGCCUGAACUGGCGCAGUGUUGCUGGAUUUUUGAGGCGUUGAUAGCUCGCUUUGCAGCUCCAGCGUGUCUCCAUGCUACACGCACGCUUGGUCUCCCACCGUUACGUUUGGCGAUUCAAUGGAUGAUCACCGCAUUUGUGGAGGUGCUUGAGCCAGCGGAACUUCUGGCCUUUUGGGACCUUAUUUUGUCCUAUCACAUUGAAGAAAUAUUUGCUGGACGUACGUCACUGUCUGUGCACAUUCGAGAGGGUGUGGAAAGUGGGGUGGAGAAGAAGAAGAAAGAAAUGGAGGGAGAGGAAAAGGAGGUGUCUUCCUUUGCACCUUCUGCCCUGUGGCUUUUGCCUUUGCUGGCGGCAAGUCUCUUUGUUUACCGCGCUCCAUUGGUUGAACGCUGUGCGACAGCGGAAGAGAUGCUUGUAGUUUUUAAAGACGGUCACCACUUGCGAUGUCGGCCGCUCUUGCAAUAUUUGCUGUUCAUGGCGAAAUGA
This is a messenger RNA of Trypanosoma cruzi, 2100 nucleotides long. RefSeq lists its product as uncharacterized. The coding region runs from base 1 to 2100 and encodes 699 amino acids. The record is from RefSeq and is a predicted model, not a curated record. NCBI's taxonomy places the organism in Eukaryota, Euglenozoa, Kinetoplastea, Trypanosomatida, Trypanosomatidae. The transcript has a single exon.